Paraphaeosphaeria sporulosa is the source of this 4246-nucleotide messenger RNA. Its product is annotated as leptomycin B resistance protein pmd1. The transcript has 2 exons. Gene Ontology annotation, cellular component: membrane. Bases 203 to 4141 code for a protein of 1312 amino acids. Gene Ontology annotation, molecular function: ATP hydrolysis activity; ATP binding; ABC-type transporter activity. The record is from RefSeq and is a predicted model, not a curated record. Gene Ontology annotation, biological process: transmembrane transport. NCBI's taxonomy places the organism in Eukaryota, Fungi, Ascomycota, Dothideomycetes, Pleosporales, Didymosphaeriaceae.
GCCACGCUCCCCUCCUUCGCCUGGCAUGCACCCAAUAUACACAGUCGUAGCACAGCCAAUCUGCCAUGGCGCCCAGCGGGCCCUUAGCCGGGGGUCCACAGCGCCCUAGCACCCACUGCCAACGCGUCUGCAGGCGAGAGCCUCACGUCAACAUCUCGUUCCCUUCAUCGCAGCGUCUUGGUGACCUGCCUUUGCAUGCCAAAUGGCCGUCAAGAGGCCUUCCCGAGCAUCUUUGAAGCGCUUUACCGCCUUCUUCCGGCUUUUGUUCUACGCCAACCCGACGUGGGUGGACGUCUUUCUUGUCGUUGUAGGCGCAAUUGCUGCUACAGCAGCUGGCGUGCCGUUUCCGCUCGUCGGAAUCAUCUUUGGUCAAUUAAUCGAUGACCUCAAUACCGCGACAUGCGACGGCAGCGACACAGGCUCGACUGGAGACCUGCAAUCCUCGAUCAAUUCCAAAGUCCUGAUCCUCUUUUACCUCUCCGUGGCCACCUUUGCUUGCAUAUACACCCAUUGCGUGUGCUGGAGUAUAGCCUCACAACGACUUGGCCAGCGCAUUCGAGAUCAUUACCUCAAGAGUAUCUUGGGCCAAGACAUCGAAUUUUUCGAUAGUCUGCAAGCUGGAGAGGUUUCUUCGCGGCUCAAUGGAGAUAUCCAAGCAAUCGAGACCGGAACUUCCGAGAAAGUCGGCGUCUUCCUUACCUGCGUCACGUUCUGCAUCACUGCCUAUGUGAUUGCAUUUAUUAAGGACGCUGAGUUGGCUGGCAUGCUGAUUUCACUUAUACCCGCGUUCCUGCUCAUGACACUGGUAGGAGGAUACUUCACACAGAAGUAUUCCGGCAGAGUUUCCGACGCCUUCGGGAAAGCCAGUGCCAUUGCAUCCGAAGCGCUUAGUCACGUCGGUCUCGUUCACGCGCUCGGCGCACAGGAUCGUUUGGAGGAGAAAUAUCGAGGUUACCUGGGCGAGGCUAAGAAAGAAGGGACCAGCAAAGCAACGGCAUCUGCAGUCCAAGCUGGAACAUUGUAUUUCAUUGCUUUCGCAGCAAAUGCACUAGCAUACUGGCAGGGCAGCAGGAAGAUCGCUUCAUCUAUUGAAUCCGGCGGCGAUUCCGGGGCGUCUGCUGGUGCGAUCUACACGGUCAUUUUCAUUCUCGUUGAUGGUGCCAUUGUGCUGAGCCAAGUCGCUCCUCUACUACCAAUCUUUGGAGGUGCCGUAUCGGCCUUUGAACGGCUCCGAAAGGACAUUGAGCAUCAGCCAGCCAUAGCCGGGACAUCGGACGCCGGUCAAACGCCUGAAGAUAUCUACGGAAGUGUCGAGUUCCGCAAUAUCUCUUUCACUUACCCUUCGAGGCCCGAACACCCUGUUCUCAACAAUAUAUCGUUCCAGUGCGAGGCCCGAAAGCUUACUGCUAUCGUCGGACUCUCAGGCAGUGGUAAAUCAACGAUUGCUGCGCUCUUGACUCGCUUUUACGAUCCACACAACGGCGCAGUCACCCUCGACGGUAUUGAUCUCAAGGACUUAAAUGUGAAGGCUUUGCGUGGUAAUAUUAGCCUUGUACCACAGGAACCGUCCUUGCUUGAUCGUUCCAUACUGGAAAACAUCGCUCUCGGUCUCGUCAACUCCACAUUACACGCGCACUUGCAUAAAACUUUGCUCUCCGGUGCCUUGAAGCAGGUGGCUGAAGAUACCAGAAACGGUCAACAGCUUUCCAAAUGCGUGGAGGCUGCUGGUCCUGAAGUGUCUGAAAUCUUCCGUUUGGUAGAAGAUGCAGCCGGCCUAGCAGAUGUUAUGGGAUUCAUAGACCGUCUAGAUUAUGGCCUUGCAACCUCAGUGGGAUCCAGUGGGAGUCUUAUCAGCGGUGGACAGAAACAAAGAAUCGCUCUUGCUCGUGCACUUGUCCGAAACCCGAAAAUUCUACUCCUGGAUGAGGCUACAGCGGCACUGGACUCGGCAAGUGAGAAGAGGAUCCAAGCCUCUAUCGAACGGGCAUCUGAAGGUCGGACCGUCAUCGCUAUCGCCCAUCGCCUCUCUACGAUUAGAGCGGCCAGUAAGAUCGUCGUCAUGAAGAAGGGCGAGAUUCUUGAGCAGGGUACGCACGACGAGCUCAUCGAACGAAACGGAUCCUAUGCAGAUAUGGUUCGAUUACAGUCCGUCAAGCCUACGGAUAGCGCUGGGAGCUCCAAGUCUAGUGUGAUGGAGGAAGAUGCAGAUGCGAUCGAACAGCCAAAAGAAGCAAAGGCCGCCGAGAAGGGCGGACCCGAUGAGCAACUAGAUACCGAACAGGCCAAGGAAGAAGACGCUGCGAUCGUUAGCCACACUCUGCUCAGGACGAUGGGACCUCUCCUACGACCGUAUACUCUGUGGCUUAUACUGGCCUUCUUUGCGGCCACUAUUGUCGGUGGAACCUAUACGUCAAGUGGUGCAGUCUUUGGUAACACGCUCGGCGCCUUCUCGCCUUGCCACACUCCUGACUACAUCCGCUCAAAAGGCCUGCUGUUCUCAGGUCUCUACUUCAUGAUUGCUUGCGUUGAGUUCUUUGCAUAUUUCGGCAGUUGGUUCUUCUUCGGCCUUGUCGCUGAGCGGUUGCUCUACAAGGUGCGAUCUUUGUCACUGCACUCCUUGUUGCAACAACCUCUACAAUGGCAUGAAUCCAGCAAUCGGAGUCCGAACAAGUUGCUCGGGUAUAUUACUGACGAUGGGAACUCUCUUGCCGGUCUUAGUGGAUCUAUCAUCGGUACCUUGUUUUCCGUAUGCGUCAACUUUCUAGCGGCUAUUAUCGCAGCGCAUAUCGUAGCGUGGCGCAUCGCUAUCGUAUGCUUGGCCAUCGUACCGAUCCUCCUGGGAGCCGGUUUCAUGCAGCUCCGUGCCCUCACACGUUAUGCCGAGAAGCAUGCUGGUGCCUUUUCCGAUUCAGUUGGUGUCACGGUGGAGGCUGUCACUAACAUUAGGACCGUUGCAGCAUUGUCUCUGGAAGAAGAGAUUCUAAGUACAUACCGUCGUUCGUUGCAAGGUCCACGUAGAGAAAUGGUCGUGCAGUGCUUCAAGACCAACUUCUGGCUAGCCAUCGCCAACUCUAUCGGAAGCGCCCUGUAUGCUUUCGCGUAUUGGUGGGGAUCAAAGAACAUCUUGGAGGGCAGAUACUCUCAGGCACAGUUCUUCUUCAUUAACGUAGCCAUGCUCGUGUCGGCCCAACUGUGGGGCCAGCUGUUCACCCUUGCACCUGAAAUCGCUCGUGCGAAGAGCGCGGUCUCAAGAGUCGCUGGUCUUAUCGAGCUCAAGAGCGAAAAUGCUCAGACCCCAUCAGGACGAACAACGCCAGACGAAAUUGACUUCGAUGAGAAGAAGGAUAUCGAAGCCUUUGCUGACUCAGCAGUCCCCUUAUCAGCUGAAGGUGGCGCAACGGUAGAGUUCCGCGAUGUGACGUUUGCAUACCCAGCUCGACCGAACGCUCCUGUCUUGCAGUCUUGUUCACUUUCGAUCCGACCAGGGAAAUUCUACGCUCUGGUAGGCCCUUCCGGUGCCGGAAAGAGCACCAUCCUUGCACUGCUGGAGCGGUUUUACACGCCGGCGUCGGGUCAAGUUCUUCUAAAUGGACUCGAUAUUUCGCGGCAUCGGAACACCUCCUUCCGGGACGAUAUCGCAUACGUACCUCAGGAUAACGUCAUGUUCCAAGGUAGCAUCAAAUUCAACCUGUCCCUUGGCGCAAGACCCGGCCACUCCCCAACCGAUGAAGAGAUCCAAGAAGCCUGCAAGCUUGCAAACAUCCAUGAGACGAUCAUAAGCCUUCCUCAAGGCUAUGACACAGAUUGUGGCGCCAACGGUAACCAGCUUUCCGGCGGCCAGCGUCAACGUCUCUCUAUUGCGCGUGCCCUUGUGCGCAAGCCUAAGCUCCUUCUACUUGACGAGAGCACUAGUGCGCUCGAUGCAGAAAGCGAGAAGGCGUUGGAAGUAGGUCUCGAGCGAGCUGUCAAGGGCCAGGGCGUUACGGUCAUAGCGAUCGCUCAUCGUCUCCGGACAAUCGCAAAGGCAGAUGUCAUUUUCUUGGUAGAAACUGGCAAGGUCGUGGACCAAGGGAGGCAUGAGGAGCUGGUAGAACGGAGUGAGAGUUAUCGCGUCAAUGCGCUGCAUCAGAUGCUGGCGUGAUGGGGAGGGGGAUAUACAGCAUCUCAAAGGGCGUUUAUCGAGCAUAUUGCAUAUAGACUGAUCAAAUUUAACUAUCUAUUUGGCCAUAUCUAUACAAUUACUGGC